UUGAUAAAUAGAAAAAACAAGAUGGCAACGGCUGCAGCAUUAGGUGUAAACAAAGUAUUCAUUUUGGAUAGAUAUUUUGCCGAGCUAAAUAAAUAUUGGCAAAAUGAAUGUCUUCAUCAACAAGACAAGCCGAAAUCCAAUUAUAAUUACAAUCCAUAUCAGCAGCAGCAGCAACAACAACAACAGCAGCAGCCAUACAAAUCGAAUGUGAAUGUAGGUGAUCGAAAAUUAAUCAUCAAUAAUCAUCACCAUUAUCAUCAAUCUUCGACGGAUAAUAUCAACGAUCUAAUACAUUUAGAAGCACCGAUUACUGAGGAUUCAUUAAUUCGAUCACUGCAUACACGAUUCUUAUCGAAUGAAUAUUUUACCAAUAUUGGACCUGUAUUGAUUGCAUUGAAUCCGUAUCGAGAGCUAAAUAAUCCACUUACAUUGGAUAGUGCACAUCGUAAUGAUAAUUGUUAUGCCUUAUAUCGUAUUGUUCAUGAAGCUGUACGACAACAAACCGAAACUGGCUAUCCACAGGUGAUUAUUCUUAGUGGCAUAAGUGGAUCGGGUAAAACAUAUGCAUCGAUGACUAUUUUGCGUCAACUAUUUAAUCUUGUUGGUGGUGGACCAGAAACGGAUGCAUUUAAACAUCUAGCAGCUGCAUUCACCGUAUUACGUAGUCUUGGUUCAGCAUGUACCGGAGAGAAUACGGAAUCUAGUCGUAUUGGAAACUUUAUCGAAGUACAAAUUACUGAUGGUGCUAUUUAUCGUACAAAAAUUCAUUGCUAUUUUUUGGAUCAAUCCCGUGUGGUUAAAACGAUUGUAAACGGUGGUGCAGAACGUAAUUAUCAUAUUUUCUAUCAAAUGCUUCUUGGUUUAUCAUUGAAUGAAAAAACUAAACUCUAUUUGGAUGGUUAUAAUGUCGAUGAUUUUCGUUAUCUCAACAAUGAUGAUAAUAGUGACCAUCAUAACCAUCACAAUGGAUUAAAUUCACAAUCGAUUCAGAAUCAUGUGAAUCGUUUUGAAGCAUGGAAAUCUUGCCUAUCGGUUUUGGGUAUUCCAUUCAUGGAUGUAGCACGUGUUCUGGCUGCCAUUCUAUUACUUGGUAAUAUUCAAUUCGAUAAUGGUGGUGGUGGUGUUGGUCAAAUGAUUGUAGAUCAACAAACCGAUGGUCUUUCAUUCAAUAAAAAAGAACUACAUGCUGUAGCAUCACUUUUGGGUGUUUCCACCGCUCAGCUUCACAAAGGGCUGGCACAACGAACAUAUUGUUCACGAGAUAAAGGCCAGAUUCUUGUCAGCACAAGAAAUGCUGAAAGUUUUUAUGUGACAAGAGAUUCAUUAGCAAAAGCUCUUUACACACGAACUGUUGCCACAAUCAUCCGACGAGCAAAUUCAUCAAAACGUUUAACAUCAACAUGUGGUACAGCAAGUUCAGAAUCGAAUGAUUCUACUCAUAAUAAUAAUCAUCAUCAUCAGCAACAUCUAGAAACGGCUAGUAGUCAUCAUGCAGCAUCAAGUAUUGGAUCAGCAUGUGGUAAAUCCUAUAAAUCAAUGGCCAUUCUACAAAAUGCCAUACGAUAUUCAUCGAUGGAAGGAUUUAUCGGUAUAUUGGACAUGUUUGGAUUCGAAGAUGCUAGACCAAGUCGACUGGAACAAUUAUGUAUCAAUCUUUGUGCUGAAACAAUGCAACAUUUCUAUAAUACUCAUAUAUUCAAAUCAAGUAUUGAAUCCUGUCGUGAUGAAGGUAUUAAACCUGAUCUAGAGAUUGAUUAUGUUGAUAAUGUUCCAUGUAUUGAUCUGAUUUCAUCGUUGCGAACCGGUCUGUUUAGUUUGAUUGAUUAUGAAUCAAUCAAUAAUGGAACUGCUGAAUCGAUUGUUGCUAAACAAUCAUCAUUACAUGGAUCAAAUAGCCGUUACUUGGAAAUGACAAAUUUGUAUGAAAAUGAUCCAACAUUACGAUUACGUUCAUUUGGUAUACGACAUUUUUGUGGUAAUGUUAUCUAUGAUACAAGUGAUUUUAUUGAAUCAAAUUCCGAUCGAUUACCCGAUGAUGUGGUUGCCAUAUUUCACAAAUCACAAUGUUCAUUUGGUUUUGCUUCACAUUUAUUUGGCGCUGAACUUCGUUGUCUGAAGAAUCGUGGUACACAACCACUUGGUAUUCAUUUUCGAAUUUCGCCCAUUCAUACACCAUCAAUGAUGACGCCGCAAUCGGAUACGAAUUCAAUCGAACCAACAACAACAUUUACACAGGAUUUUCAUAAUCGUUUAGAUAAUCUACUACGAAUAUUGGUUCAUGCACGACCACAUUUUAUUCGUUGUAUCAAAAUCAAUGACUGUGAACAAUGUGAUCAUUUUGAUCGUUUUACCAUUAUGAGACAGAUUCGUGCCCUACAAGUACUUGAAACAGUGAAUCUAAUGGCCGAAGGUCUACCACAUCGUAUGCGAUUCAAAGCAUUCAUUAGCCGUUAUCGUUUGCUCGUACAUUCCAGUUAUGUACGACAAAAAGAGGAUACAAUGCUCGAUGAUUGUCGUGUGAUACUCGAUCAUUUUGAUCAGAUACAUCGUUUGAAUUCUAGCAAUACAAAUCGUGCAACAGCAGCUUUGACAUCAUGGACAUUAGGUCGUAAACAUGUAUUCCUUAGUGAAUCUGCACGACAACAAUUGGAAAUUGCACGUAAUGGUCGUCGAAAUGCAGCCGCUACAACCAUUCAAGCUUUAUGGCACGGUCAUCGAUUACGUCGACAAUGGCCAUAUAUUAAACAAGUACAAAUGCAGCAGCAACAACAACAACAACAACGUCGUUGUUAUCAAAAACCAUUGGAUCAUCAUCAUCAAGCCAAUCAUAAAGUUUCACGUCCACCAAGACCACAACCAAUAUCGUUUAGUACACCGCCACUAUCAUUAACAUCGGAACCACAAACAUUAAACUUAACGGGUUCUAAUCAUAUCAAAUCGAUGAAUAUGUAUGAUUUUAAUCUGAUUAAACAAACUUGCCUAUUGCUUGGUAUUGAUCCGGACACACCACCACCAGUGCCAUCAAGUCGAUUAUAUACGGUGAUGAAUAAUCAGAAAUUUUCUUUUCCACAAACUCGAUCACUUCGUAUGGAUUUCAUCGAUCCAAUGAAUCAUUUGAAAAUUUCAAAAGGUCAAAAAGUAAUUGUUCUUGGAUUUUCGCCAUAUAAACGUGGAUGCUUUACCGUCGAAUAUUCCAAAGGUCUUCGUUUUGACAUUCCACAACAUUUAGUUGAACAACAACCCGAAUUUAAUGUGUCUAAUACUAUCACUACACACCAAUCUCAUCAUAAUCAUCGUCAAAAUUAUUUGGGAUUUGGAAUAUAAUGUGAAUGUGAAAAAUUACAAUAAAUCUCUAUUCUCUGUAA
This is a messenger RNA of Dermatophagoides farinae (American house dust mite), 3365 nucleotides long. RefSeq names its product unconventional myosin-IXb-like dachs (gene dachs). Gene Ontology annotation, biological process: actin filament organization. Gene Ontology annotation, cellular component: myosin complex; actin cytoskeleton; membrane. Lineage: Eukaryota; Metazoa; Arthropoda; Arachnida; Sarcoptiformes; Pyroglyphidae. The record is from RefSeq and is a predicted model, not a curated record. Gene Ontology annotation, molecular function: actin filament binding; ATP binding; cytoskeletal motor activity.